AUGACAGAUAGUUCGUCAGGUCUAGCCAGAAUAAAAGUUUUUACACGAGUAAGGCCUUUGAUUGGCAGGGAGAUUGAAAAUGGUAAUAAUAGUUGCAUAGUUGAAAUGCCGGAUCAGCAUACGACGGUCUGGACAUCACGACAUUCGACCCAGGAAUCGAAGAGAUUCCAAUUUCACAGAUCACUCUGGUCAUUUGAAGAAAGUGAUCCUCACUACGUAAGUCAGGAUGCCUUAUAUCAGUUGAUUGGACAGGACAUGUUAAACAAUUGCCUGAAUGGUUACAACAGCUGCAUUUUUGCCUACGGUCAGACAGGCUCUGGUAAAACCUACACAAUGAUGGGGAAUAAGUUGGAUGGGCUGGUCCCUUCUCUUGGACGAGAAUUGUUCAUUUUAAAACAAAGUAUGCUGGAAAAACAGAAUGCCCUGUUGCAUCUGAAGAUCUCUUUUUGUGAAAUCUACAAUGAGGUUGUCUACGACCUUUUAUCGAAUGACAAUGUCAAACUCAGAGUAAGGGAAACCAAAAAUCACACUCCCUACGUUGAAAAUUUGCAGGAAUUCCCCCUGAAAGACUUUGAAGAGUUGAUGAGUUAUCUUAAACGAGGUAGUAUGAAAAGAAAGACUGCAAGUACAAUAGCCAACAAAACAUCCUCUAGAUCCCACUCUAUCUUUACAAUCAUCUUGCAGCAGGAACGAUAUUUAGAUGAAAAUCUAACCAAACACGAAAAAUUGGAGUCGCAUUUGCGAUUAGUUGAUCUAGCCGGAAGUGAAAGAACUAAUGUGCACAACGAAGCACGUUUCAAAGAGGGAAGUCAUAUCAACAAGUCGCUGACUACUCUGGGAAGAAUCCUCACCAUAUUAUCAAAUUCCUCUAGUAGAAGAGGCACCAAAGGAAUUCCCUAUAGAGAAAGUGUUCUAACCUGGCUUUUGAAAGAGAGCAUCGGUGGUAACAGUCAAACAGCCAUGAUAUCGUGUCUUUCCCCCACCGAACAUGAAGAGACAUUGUCGACUUUGAGAUACUCAGAAACAGCAUCUAAGAUCACAAAUGUGGUAACUCAAAAUAAAUCAAAAGUUGAGCUAGAAGGUGACCUUCAACAACUGGUAAGCAAGCAAGAAGAAGAAAAUAUGAAACUCCUUCAGUUUAUUGAGAAGCUCCAGAAGGGGGAUUCCGGUCUCAGCACCAAGAAAUAUCAAGUUUUACGUAACCGCAUCAAGUAUGAGCAAAAGUACAUUGACUCACUAAUGUACAAGACUAACCUGACCAAAAAACUGUAUUUUGAGAGGAUGUCUGCAAUGGAAGAGUACUCAAAUGAGUUACUAAAGCUGAUAGAAGUUCACAACAAAGAUAUAAUACGAAAGAACAGAAAGAUCCAUGAGAUAUUUGAACAAGGUGAUGAAACGAAGCUGGAGCAAGUUCCUAUCAACGAAAAGGAAGUUUGGGAUCCUCAGGUCAGUUCAAUGAUAGAAAAGUAUUUGGAUGAAGAUGUAUAUGCUCUAUAG
Komagataella phaffii GS115 is the source of this 1497-nucleotide messenger RNA. RefSeq names its product Kinesin-related motor protein involved in mitotic spindle positioning. Lineage: Eukaryota; Fungi; Ascomycota; Pichiomycetes; Pichiales; Pichiaceae. The transcript has a single exon. Gene Ontology annotation, molecular function: microtubule binding; ATP binding; microtubule motor activity. Gene Ontology annotation, biological process: microtubule-based movement; cytoskeleton-dependent intracellular transport. Gene Ontology annotation, cellular component: microtubule; kinesin complex. The coding region runs from base 1 to 1497 and encodes 498 amino acids. The record is from RefSeq and is a predicted model, not a curated record.